AUCGUCGUCAACAAAGUCCAAAAAGCACGAGGGAGAGGACGACGGACGCCAUUAAUGGCUGCUUCAAUCUUCACUCCCCUUCUCGACACAACGAAGGCAAUUGGGUCUCUACAUACAUCUUCAUCUUCAUCUUCAUAUCUUCCAUUUCUCCAAUCCAACAGAAUCAAAAUCACACCCAAAUCCAGAACAGCGGUCAAAAUCAAGGUCUCCAAUCCUCGGUCUUCGAUUCCCACCGCCUCUUUCUCCGACCCAUUUGUUAUCGAAGUUGCCGAGACCUUAGAAGAUGCAAUCUCCACCGCCUCUGCCUCCCCACCGCCUCUUCCUCUUCAGAAGCUUCGAGACGCAUCUUCUCAAUCUCUCCUCUCAACUCCAUGGCCUUCUCGCAAAGACGAGCCUUUUCGAUUCACCGACACAUCUCUCAUCAGGAACGCACAAAUCGUCCCCGUUUCUUCUUCGCCGCCACAGUCAUUGACUGAUUCAGAAGGUACCCAAGUUCCCAAUCUUGUUCUAAUCGAUGGAUACAUUAUCAAUUCUCUCUCCCAAUUACCUGAAUUGCCCGAUGGGGCAUUUAUCGGAAGCUUAUCCAUGAUUAAAUCGGAUGAUUUAAUGAAAAAAGUGUCUGAAUUUAUGUCGAGUUUCGAUGGGGACUUGUUUUGGUCAAUCAAUGGAGUGGGUGCCCCUGAUUUGGUAGUGGUGUAUGUUCCUGAAGGGUGUAGGAUUGAGAGUCCUUUGCAUUUGAGGUACUAUUCCAUUGAAGGAGCUGAAAUUGGAGAAAACCGUAUGCCAUUAUCGAAUCCUAGAGUUGUAGUUAUUGUAGAGAAGGGAGGAGAGGUUGAUUUGAUUGAGGAGUAUGUUGGAGGAGAUGGGUGUAAGUGUUAUUGGGCAAAUUCAGUUCUACAAGUAGUGAUUGGAGAAGGAGCAAAGCUUAAGCAUUCUUACAUUCAGAAUCAGUCUCUAAAUGCUGCCCAUGUCAAGUGGACUUCCGUUACACAGGAAUCAGCUAGCAGUUAUGAGCUGGUGGAAAUAAGCAUUGGUGGGAAGUUGAGCAGACACAAUCUUCACAUUCAGCAAGUGGGACCCGACACAUCCACCGAUUUGUCCACAUUCCACUUGUCUUCAGCCGAACAAACUCAAGAUCUCCACAGUAGCCUCGUUCUAGACCAUCCACGUGGCACUUCCAAGCAGCUUCACAAGUGUAUCGUUGCUCAUUCGCUUGGACAGGCUGUAUUCGAUGGAAACGUUAAAGUCAACAGGUUCGCUCAGCAGACAGACGCAGGACAGCUGACACGAAGCCUUCUGCUUGAGCCACGAGCAACUGUAAACAUAAAACCUAAUCUUCAGAUCAUUGCAGACAAUGUGAAGUGUUCGCAUGGGGCUGCAAUUAGCGAUCUAGAAGAUGAUCAGAUGUUUUACUUUCGUGCAAGGGGAGUGGACCCAAAGACAGCGAGAAGAGCACUCAUCUUCUCGUUUGCAGCUGAAGUCAUUGAUCGGUUGCCUCAAAAGUCUCUACAAAAGAAAGUGGAAAGCAACAUUAAGAAUUUAUUGGAGCCUACUCUCGGAAGCCUUUAGUUAGCUGUUUGUUACUAGUUGCGGAGACUCGUAGCUCAAUUGUAGAACGCAAUAACUCAUGUUCAGAAGGUAAUGAGUUCAUUCUUCACUUCUCAACCAUUUAAAAUAAAAUAAAAAAUGUACUUUAAAGAAAAAGAAAUGUUUGUAAAUACAAGUUUGGGAAGGAUUUUGACUGUACUAGGGAACCAACAUAUUUGGGUAUCUUCUUUUUCUUCUUUAGGAUCCCUAUCCCAGUAAAUUUAAGGUUUAUUUUGAUUGAAGAAGAUUAUUAAAUAUCAUUUCUAUCAAUUUGUUAA
Messenger RNA from Impatiens glandulifera, 1865 nucleotides. Its product is annotated as protein ABCI7, chloroplastic. The coding region runs from base 55 to 1569 and encodes 504 amino acids. Gene Ontology annotation, biological process: iron-sulfur cluster assembly. The transcript has 3 exons. The record is from RefSeq and is a predicted model, not a curated record. NCBI's taxonomy places the organism in Eukaryota, Viridiplantae, Streptophyta, Magnoliopsida, Ericales, Balsaminaceae.